GAAGCGAGUCAGUUCGGCACGGAGCGUCGCGCGUCCAAGUGCGUCCCACGCGCUUGUGUCUCCUAGUCGCGCAUCUACGCCACUCGCAAACACGCGGUUCGCGCAAUAAUGCGGUUUCUCUGAAACAUAACACACGAUAUACUCGUGUGAAAUCCGUAUGUGAGGACUAUCCGGUAUUAACGGUUGUAUUUUACGUUUAUUUUGGAUUUUUCAUCGACCUAAAGGGAUUGUUGUGAUACCAAACCAAAAACAAGUGAAUGUUUUAUUAGAAAAUAUAUACAGAAAUUAAGUGGAACGUGGUUUUGGUGUGGUUGUUGUUGUUGUUUGGUGACGAUUUAUUUGGAUAUUGCCGUGCGAAGACGAUGAUGGAAGCGGCGAACACGUGCAGCACGUGCGUACUCCUGCUGGCUGGCUGCAUCUUGCUGCUUGCCGCCGCCGGCCCAGCACACGCUGACUUUGAGAACAGUUGGACGAUGUAUAUGGAGCAGCCGUGUUGUUCCGGUAAUGGGAAUCAUCACGUUAGACAUCACAGAGAUCAUGUGAGGGAGUUUGCCUGCGGCAUGAUGUACUAUCGGACCUUCCACUUGGACGUCAAGAGGGAUUCGUUGUAUGUGGGUGCAAUGGAUCGAGUAUUCAGGCUGAAUCUAAGCAACAUCAACCAGUCCAGUUGCGACAGAGAUGCGCUCAACUUGGAACCAACACAUGUAGCCAACUGCGUAUCGAAAGGAAAAUCAGAGCACUUCGAUUGUCGAAAUCACAUCCGAGUCAUUCAGUCGAUGGGAAACGGCGAGCGACUUUACAUUUGCGGCACGAAUGCACACAACCCGAAGGACUGGGUCAUUUACUCUAAUUUGACACAUCUAAAUCGUCAAAUCUUCGUCCCUGGUAUUGGGGCGGGCAUUGCAAAAUGUCCCUACGACCCCGCUGACAACACUACUGCCGUCUGGGUGGAGCAUGGCAAUCCAGGCGAUCAAGCCGGUCUUUAUUCCGGUACCAACGCUGAAUUCACCAAGGCCGACACGGUCAUCUUCCGUACGGACCUCUACAACCUGACCACUGGACGAAAGGAGUUCACCUUCAAGCGCACACUCAAAUACGACUCGAAAUGGCUCGACAAACCGAACUUUGUUGGUUCUUUCGAAAUCGGCGAGUAUGUCUUCUUCUUCUUCCGUGAGACCGCCGUGGAGUACAUUAACUGCGGUAAGAGCGUCUACUCCCGUGUGGCACGCGUCUGCAAGAAGGAUACUGGCGGCAAGAACAUCCUUUCGCAAAAUUGGGCGACGUACUUGAAGGCGAGACUCAACUGCUCGAUUCCCGGAGAGUUCCCGUUCUAUUUCAAUGAAAUUCAAUCCAUCUACAAAGUGCCCGGCGACGAUAACAAGUUCUACGGUACUUUCACCACCUCCACAAACGGACUGAUGGGCUCCGCCAUCUGCUCCUUUACGCUGGACGACAUUCAAGUAGCGUUCAACGGCAAGUUCAAGGAGCAGGCGACCUCGUCGUCCGCAUGGCUGCCGGUCUUAUCGAGCAAGGUGCCUGAACCACGUCCUGGGACCUGUGUCAACGAUACGGAAACGUUGCCUGACGCUGUUCUGAAUUUCAUCAGGUCACAUCCGCUAAUGGACUCCGCAGUCAUGCACGAACAUGAGAAACCAGUCUUCUUCAAGAGGGAUUUGUUCUUUACCAGAUUAGUGGUGGACAAAAUUAAGGUCGAUAUUGGGGGCGCCGUCCUGGACUAUACUGUUUUCUAUGCCGGAACCAAUGACGGUCGCGUACAUAAAAUCGUACAGUGGACCAAGGAGGAAGAAACUUCGUCGAUUCUCCUUGACGUGUUUGACGUUACGCCUGGUGAGCCAAUUCAAGUGAUGGAAAUCUCUAAGGAGCACAAAGCUUUAUACGUCGCGAGUGAUUUUCGCGUCAAACAGAUUGAUUUAGUGAUGUGUAAUAGGCGGUAUGACAACUGCCUUAGAUGUGUACAUGAUCCCUAUUGUGGAUGGGACAAGGACAAUAAUGUUUGCAAACCUUAUUCGCCCGGUUUGCUGCAAGAUGUUUCCAAUAGCACAAUCGACGUUUGCGAUAGUAGCGUGGUGAAAAAGAAAAUGGUCGUUACCUGGGGCCAAAGUCUUCAUCUCGGGUGUUUCCUGAAAAUGCCCGCUGUACUUGCUUCGCAAACAAUUACAUGGUAUCACUAUUCCAAGGAGAAAGGACGCUAUAAGAUUGUAUUCAGGCCAGAUAAAUAUAUCGAAACUUCCGAGCAUGGUUUGGUGAUCAUUGCCGUGACAGAAGCAGAUGCUGGCCGAUACGACUGUUGGAUGGGGGCAUCUCUGCUUUGUUCGUACAACGUAACUGUAGAUGCCCACCGCUGCUCGCCGCCCGCAAAGAGCAACGACUAUCAGAAGAUUUACUCAGAUUGGUGCCACGAGUUUGAGAAGUACAAGAGUGCUAUGAAGACCUGGGAAAGAAAGCAAGCGCAAUGUGCGUCAAGACACAACGACAGCAACCAGAACAGCCACCCAAAUGAUAUCAUACGGCCUGUAGUCUGAUAGCUUAUUAGACAUGGUCCGCUCGCAUUGACAUACCUAGGAAUACCGAUCUACUGGACGCGUGUGCUAUUCGUGUAAAUAGUGUAUCUUCCCAUCCACAACGUAAAACGAAACACUCGACAUUUUGGAACAUUGAAUAUUUGUCAAAUCAUAGUGAAUAUUGAAAAACGAACUGAACGUGUUCAGCGAUUGGGAAACUAAGAGGAUGAUAUUCGGUGCAAAACCGGAAAUGGGCGGAUGCAUGCACUUUGGAACAUUAAUAAAUUGUAACGUUUACGUCGAGUGACGAAAGCACCGGGUGGGACUGUUAGAAAUUUGUCGAAUUGUGAAUUGGUCGCGAAACAAUUGACUGAAAUACAUGUAGUUUUACGUUUCCUGUUAUGUUAUAAUUAACUUUUAAGAUAAUUGAUAAGAUAAAUAAACAUCAAUGAUCACGAACCAUACCAACAAAACAUCUCGCUACGAGAAUUUAAGAAAGCGGAUGUAAUUUUGUGGAACGACACAUGUUUUAUGCGAAAAGCGGUUAUUUUUAAACAAUAAACAAAGGAAGAGGAUAAAACCUAGAUUUAAACAUAACAUAUUACAAGAUAUAUAAAUGAAUAAUCGACUUAUAAACGAUAUAUAACACAAAAUACCUAUUCAUAUAAACAUGAAAAAUAUAAAAUAAUUAAAUUGUAGGUCUGUGAUAUACAUGUGUCGUAAUGAUGUGAGAUGAUAAACGUGUUUGAUUUCAUUUUGUUGCAGACUUGUUUUGAGACGCGAAACAAUCAUAAGUUUGAUUUUUGUACAAAAAGAAAAAUGAUGUUAAAUUUAAAUGAAUUGGUGGAUAUUAACGAUAGAUAUAUUCAAACAUGAGCAAAAUAAACAAGGAAACAAAGGAAAAACUAAUAAAAAUUACAUUGGACCAAAAUAAUGGAAAUGGUUAUUAAUUAUAUUUGCAUUGCAAAAAGAUAAUGAUAAUGAUUUACGUACGACGAAACCAAUUCAAUGCUUGUUUGGGCUUGUUUCGUCGGCAUGAUGAAUCAUGCUAUAAUAAAAACAUAAAAAUAUAUAAAGAAUUUUAGCGCGUAUGAAAAGCAAUACUUUCCGCUUGCAAUGUCUUGGUCCCUUUCACACACCUCUUAAAAUUUAACAUAACGUAGAUCUAAGCAAAUCAUUUGGUAUUGUACUUGAAUUAAUUUAUUGAUUGUGUAUAUACAGUUUUUCAUGCGGAUUACUCACACGAAACACUCUGACAUUAACCGCCUGCCAUAACGCUGAAGGCUGGAAAUCAGCGUGAUUGUUGAACGUUGGAAGUUGCCAAACUUGUUAUGCUUUGAGGUAUAUGUUUGAUUGUUGUUUUUUUUUGUGCUGCGCCAGCGUAAUGGCAGCCGGUUGCGAAUUUCAUAGAGUCUCAUCAGACAAUCAUCCAAUCACUCAAAUACCUUCAAAGUGCGAAUGGAAAUUCUAGCGAGUCUCAUUUCACGUCAUGUUAACUUAAACUUCACGAAAUGUCGGAAUAUCUUAAACGUUUUGACGUAUCUUCUUUCUAUAGUGGAUAAGCUAACGUUAAUUUCGUUAAAAACUACAUUUAUCUUGUAAAUACCUAUGUAUAGUUAUUUAUAAACGAAGAGUAAACCGAAUUGUAAGGCGCAAAACUGAGUUCCAUUUCGUUGAGUUUGUUUUUAAUAUGUUUAAACCGAAACUUAUUUUAUUCUAAACAUCUGUAAACAUAGAAUACAUAUCUUGAUCACUUGCGGAUAAUUCGUAAUUUAAUCAUGUUUGUAAUAUGUGUCGUUUAGCCAUUGAUUGAGUUAGAUUUUAAGUUUUUACUUUUGUACAACUUUAUGUUUUAGAUCAAAAUUAUACUAAAAAUGUAAAAAGGGCAGCUUAAAUCGAAUUGCUUCUAUGAAGCAAUCAAUUCAUUGUAGUGAAUUAGUUUAUAUUUGAUUAAUUCACUUUAUUUGCCAUUCAGUUAUGAUAAAAUAUUUAUUGUAAACGUAUACUUAUCAUAUAUGCUUUGAAACACGUGUUAGUUUCUUUUUUAGAUAAACUAGUUUCAUAUAUAUAGAAAGUAACGCGUGAUUCUAAUACUGUAAUUUGAAUUAUCCCAAACGAGUUUAAUUUUAUUUUAAGUUAUUACAUACAUUUCUACAUCAACUCUAAUGUUUGUCAUUUUCCUUUUACAAAAAUAAUUGCGUUAACAGUACUACUCUAUAAUUAAUGACUUGUUCACGGUUUGUAAAUACGUUACAAUAACUAAGAAUAUUCUUACUGACUAAUUGCCAUUGAUGUGCGAAUCAUUAAUGGUUUUACAUAGUGUAGAGACGAAAACCUCCCAUUGUAUAUUGUAAUACAUUAAUGCUACAUUAAUUGCUCUUUGAAAUGAGAUCUAUUCAUUAAUAUUGAAUAAAAAAUAGAUAAAUAA
Messenger RNA from Dalotia coriaria, 4950 nucleotides. It is a transcript of the gene Sema2a, whose product is annotated as Semaphorin 2a. The transcript is spliced from 11 exons. Gene Ontology annotation, biological process: axon guidance; negative chemotaxis; neural crest cell migration. The coding region runs from base 363 to 2543 and encodes 726 amino acids. The record is from RefSeq and is a predicted model, not a curated record. Gene Ontology annotation, molecular function: semaphorin receptor binding; chemorepellent activity. NCBI's taxonomy places the organism in Eukaryota, Metazoa, Arthropoda, Insecta, Coleoptera, Staphylinidae.